UUUGCCUGUAGUCGAACGUCCAUACAUUUCUCUGAAACCUACAUACACACCGAAUAGUCUGAUCAUGUUAGGUACAGACUGUACUAGUGCUCCACCGGAUCUUGCGAAGUGCAGCCAGGAAGCGUCAUAGACUCCACGUCGCCAAGAAGACUCUCCGCUCUAAACUAGUCUACCAGCCCGACUCAUUUCUCAGGGUGGUCGGGCACUUUGGCCAAACACUACCCGCAGACGUAGAAACAUGCCUCUCCGUUUGGACAUCAAGCGGAAGCUGACCGCUCGGUCGGACCGUGUGAAGAGUGUGGACCUGCACCCAACUGAACCAUGGAUGGUUGCCAGCCUGUACAAUGGCAGUGUCUGUGUCUGGAACCACGAGACACAGACCCUGGUGAAGACAUUCGAGGUGUGUGACCUGCCUGUGAGAGUGGCUAAGUUUGUGGCGAGGAAGCACUGGGUCAUUGCUGGAGCAGAUGACAUGCAGAUCCGUGUGUUUAACUACAACACUCUGGAGAGAGCUCACAUGUUUGAGGCCCACUCUGACUACAUCCGCUGCAUCGCAGUCCACCCAACACAACCUUACAUCCUUACCAGCAGUGAUGACAUGCUGAUCAAGCUUUGGGACUGGGACAGGAAGUGGGUGUGUGGUCAGGUGUUUGAGGGCCACACCCACUAUGUCAUGCAGAUCGUCAUCAACCCUAAAGACAACAACCAGUUCGCCAGCGCCUCCCUGGACAGGACCAUUAAGGUGUGGCAGCUGGGAUCUUCCUCCCCUAACUUCACUCUGGAGGGCCAUGAGAAAGGAGUCAACUGUAUCGACUACUACAGCGGAGGGGACAAGCCCUAUCUUAUAUCAGGAGCUGACGACCGCCUGGUCAAGAUCUGGGACUACCAGAAUAAGACAUGUGUGCAGACUCUAGAGGGCCAUACCCAGAAUGUGUCCUGUGUCAGCUUUCACCCUGAGCUGCCAAUCAUUCUCACAGGCUCCGAGGACGGCACCGUGAGAGUCUGGCAUUCCAGCACGUACCGCCUGGAGAACACACUGAACUAUGGGAUGGAACGUGUGUGGUGUGUGUGUGGCCAACGAGGCGCCAACAGUGUGGCGCUGGGAUAUGAUGAAGGCAGCAUCAUCAUCAAGUUGGGUCGCGAGGAACCAGCCAUGUCUAUGGACUCUAACGGUAAGAUCAUGUGGGCCAAGCACUCUGAGGUGCAGCAGGCCAACCUGAAGGCCAUGGGAGAGGCUGAGAUACAGGACGGAGAGAGGCUGUCCCUGGCCGUCAAAGACAUGGGCAGCUGUGAAAUCUAUCCCCAGACCAUCCAGCACAACCCCAAUGGCAGGUUUGUGGUGGUGUGUGGGGAUGGAGAGUACAUCAUCUACACUGCAAUGGCCCUGAGGAACAAGAGCUUCGGUUCAGCACAGGAGUUUGUUUGGGGCCACGACUCCUCAGAGUAUGCUACUCGGGAGAGCAGCAGCAUGGUCAAAGUCUUCAAGAACUUCAAGGAAAAUAAGUAUUUUAAACCAGACUUUGGGGCAGAAGGUAUCCAUGGUGGGUUCUUGCUGGGCGUGAGGUCAGUGAGUGGUCUGGCCUUCUACGAUUGGGAGAACACAGAGCUGGUCCGCCGCAUUGAGAUCCAGCCAAAACACGUCUUCUGGUCAGAGUCUGGGGAGCUGGUGUGUAUUGCCACAGAGGAGUCUUUCUUUGUGCUGCGCUACCUGGCUGAGAAAGUGGCAACAGCACAGGAGACCAAGGAGGGAGUCACCGAGGAUGGGAUAGAGGAUGCCUUCGAGGUGUUGGGUGAGAUUCAGGAGGUGGUGAAGACUGGUCUGUGGGUGGGAGACUGUUUCAUCUACACCAGCUCAGUCAACAGACUCAAUUACUACGUAGGAGGAGAGAUUGUCACCGUCGCCCACCUGGACAGAACUAUGUACCUGUUGGGCUACAUCCCUAAGGAUGACCGUCUGUAUCUGGGUGAUAAGGAGCUGAACAUCGUCACUUACUCUCUGCUGGUGUCGGUACUGGAGUACCAGACAGCUGUAAUGAGGAGGGACUUUGGGAUGGCUGACAGGGUCCUACCCACCAUCCCUAAAGAGAUGAGGACCAGGGUCGCCCACUUUUUAGAGAAACAGGGUUUCAUGCAGCAGGCUCUGGCUGUGUCCACAGACUCAGAACACAGGUUUGAGUUGGCUCUGCAGCUAGGAGAACUGAAGAUCGCCUACCAGCUGGCUGUAGAGGCUGAGUCGGAGCAGAAGUGGAAGCAGUUGGCAGAGCUGGCCACCACUAAGUGCCAGUUUGUCCUGGCCCAGGAGUGUCUGCACCAUGCCCAGGACUAUGGGGGGCUACUGCUGUUGGCCACAGCCUCGGGCAACACCACCAUGGUGGGCAAGCUGGCAGAGGGGGCAGAGAGAGAUGGCAAGACCAAUGUGGCUUUCCUCACCUAUUUCCUCCAGGGGAAACUGGACAAAUGUCUGGAGCUCCUCAUUAAAACCAACCGGCUGCCAGAGGCUGCAUUCCUGGCCAGAACAUACCUGCCCAGCCAUGUGUCUAGGUACAGCACUGGCAGAGUGGUGAAGCUGUGGAAGGAGAGCCUGGGGAAGGUGAACCAGAAGGCAGCUGAUGCGUUGGCCAACCCUACAGACUACAGCAACCUGUUCCCCGGCCUACAGGAUGCCUUCCUGGCCGAAGACUACCUCAAGGAGACCCACGUCAGGCUGAGGCCUGCCGCAGAGUACCCUCUCAUCACCUCCAAUGAGAAUAGGAAUGUCCUGGGGGAAUCUGCAGACUAUGUGCCAAAAGUAGUGCCUGCUGAACCAGAGGUUGCUGGGAGCAUGGAUGAAACCCCUGUAUUGGAAGCAGUGGUAGAAACCCCUGUAAUGGCAGAAGUGGUGGAGGCUGCAGCCCCAGAAGCUCCAGUAGUGGAAGAGUCCAUUGUCAUGGAAGAGGUAGAACCUGUUGCAGCUGCAGUAGUGGAGUUUAUCCCAGCAGUAGAAGAAUCUAUCCCAGUGACAGUAGUGGAACCAACUAUGGCUGCAGUGGAAGAAUCCAUUGAGUUGGCAGAGGAGGAACCCAUUAUUGUUGAAGUGGAAGCUCCCAAGCCAAAGCAGGCAACAUCAGUGGAAGAUAUCAUCACUAAGAUAGAGGCUCUUGUCACCAUAGAAAAUGACACAGAAGCACCCCUCUUGGUGCCAGAGGUAGCACAGUCCACCCCAGAGGAAGAGUUCAGAGCAACACCAGAGGAGGCCGUUGAGGAAAGACCUGCAACAAUGAAGCUCAUAGCAACAGAUGCACCUGUUACAGAGUCGGUCACAGAACCCAUUGUAACAGAAGCACCAGUUGCCGAGGAAGCGCCAGUGCCUAUAGCAACAGAACCAGAACCUGUUACCAUAGAAGCAGUGGUGGAAGCUGAAGCACCCAUUGCCGCAGCAGUACUAGAAGCCAUAGCAACAGAACCCAUGGUUACAGAACAAGCACCUGUUACCAUUGAAGUGGCAGUGGCAGCAGAAGCACCCAUUACUGAGGCAGUAGCAGAAGCCAUAGCAGCAUCUGAAAAAGCCCCAGUCAUUGUAGAAGAAAAUGAACCUGCCCCAGCACCACUCAUAGACCUAUGCCCAGCCAGAGACCUAGUCCCAGCCAUAGACCUAGUCCCAGCCAGAGACCUAGCCUCAACCAUAGACCUAGCCCCAGCCAGAGACCUAGCCUCAGCCAUAGACCUAGCCCCAGCCAUAGACCUAGCCUCAGCCAUAGACCUAUCCCCAGCACCACUCAUAGACCUAGCCCCAGCCAGAGACCUAGCCUCAGCCAUAGACCUAGCCAUAGACCUAGCCCCAGCCAGAGACCUAGCCUCAGCCAUAGACCUAGCCUCAGCCAUAGACCUAUCCCCAGCACCAUUCAUAGACCUAGCCCCAGCCAAAGACCUAGCCCCAGCCAAAGACCUAGCCCCAGCCAGAGACCUAGCCUCAGCCAUAGACCUAUCCCCAGCACCAUUCAUAGACCUAGCCCCAGCCAUAGACCUAGCCCCAGCCAGAGACCUAGCCUCAGCCAUAGACCUAGCCCCAGCACCACUCAUAGACCUAGCCCCAGCCGGAGACCUAGCCCCAGCCAGAGACCUAGCCUCAGCCAUAGACCUAGCCCCAGCACCACUCAUAGACCUAGCCCCAGCCACAGACCUAGCCCCAGCCAGAAACCUAGCCUCAGCCAUAGACCUAUCCCCAGCACCAUUCAUAGACCUAGCCCCAGCCAGAGACCUAGCCCCAGCCAGAGACCUAGCCUCAGCCAUAGACCUAGCCCCAGCACCACUCAUAGACCUAGCCCCAGCCAGAGACCUAGCCUCAGCCAUAGACCUAGCCCCAGCUCCACUCAUAGAACUAGCACCACUCAUAGACCUAGCCCCCGCCAUAGAUCCAGCUACAACCCCAACUGUAGAGGACAAGGCUGCAGCAGCCCCAGCAGUAGAGCCCCUACCAGCACUCACCCAGGUGGUUCCACCAGGCGCAGAGCCAGCCCCUGCAGCCCCUCUAGCUGCCCUCUUAGAGGGUAAAGGUGUGGAGGAGGCAGCCCCUCUAGCUGCCCUCUUAGAGGGUAAAGGUGUGGAGGAGGCAGCCCCUCUAGCUGCCCUCUUAGAGGGUAAAGGUGUGGAGGAGGCAGCCCCUCUAGCUGCCCUCUUAGAGGGUAAAGGUGUGGAGGAGGCAGCCCCGGCAGCCUCUCUAGCUGCCCUCUUAGAGGGUAAAGGUGUGGAGGAGGCAGCCCCUCUAGCUGCCCUCUUAGAGGGUAAAGGUGUGGAGGAGGCAGCCCUGGCAGCCUCUCUAGCUGCCCUCUUAGAGGGUAAAGGUGUGGAGGAGGCAGCCCUUGAAGCCCCUCUAGCUGCCCUCUUAGAGGGUAAAGGUAUGGAGGAGGCAGCCCCUGUAGCAGUAGCAACAGCAUCCAUGGACCUGCUGGACCUGAAUGAUGAGGGCCUUGACGACCUGGACAUGUUUGAUCUGGACGAUGACAUCGACACCACAGACGUCAAUCUGGACGAUGACUUCUUAGACGACUGAAACUGGAGAAAUGCCCUUAAAGUGACCAAAGAGCACAGUGUUGUUCAUACUCCUGGUGAAUGGGAGUGUGUGUGGGGGACCGGGGUGUUUUUACCUUUACAGUGAAACUGGUGAAAGGUGGGGUGGAUGAGUUCAUGUCUUUCCAUCUUUACACUAACUGUGAAACACUGUGGGAGGGGGUUUGUAGAAUGCUUUGGGUGAUAAUGUGGACUGGGUUCAUUCAUUAGGAAUAAACGCAGUAAAUGUUUUGAAACAGGAUACAAAUUUGCCUUCUUAUUGAACAGGUCAAAUGUACUGUGUCAAAUUGAGUUCUGGUUUCGCACAUGCUGAACACAACCCCGGGUUGUAUUCAUUAGUCGUAUUUCAUUGCAAAAUGUUUUGCAAUGGAAACGGUUUACUCCAAAUACAAAACACGUUUCUAUUGUACAAAUGUUCCAUUGCAAACAUUUAGCAAUGGCAUCCAACUAGUGAAAUCCUUUGUACAGUACUUCAUCCUCCAACUCUCACAUUGACCUACAGUAUAGAAUGAUAGUGUGAACCAGUGGUCAUGGGUUUGACAUGUUUACCUUAUCCUCUCACAUAGGAAGACAGGAAUAGUUUACUACUGUACCUCUUACCGCUAGCUAAACAGGCUUUGAUCUUUCAUUCAUUAGUUAGGUCAUGAGCUUGUCUUCAGUAUACCUCUACAUGUCUUGGCAAGCAUGCUGCUCUGCCAUGGUCUAGUAUCUUAUGCAUCUGCUGUUUUUAAUAAGGAACCUAGUUCAUUGUUACAGAUGUGAACCCAAGUGCCUUAUGUAUGACUGGUCUGGAAUUAAAUGCUAUCAACUCAAUAAAGAUGACAAGUCUGUGUCUGAAUCAGGC
This is a messenger RNA of Oncorhynchus tshawytscha (Chinook salmon), 5890 nucleotides long. RefSeq names its product coatomer subunit beta'. Gene Ontology annotation, molecular function: protein binding; structural molecule activity. The transcript has 22 exons. Gene Ontology annotation, cellular component: COPI vesicle coat. NCBI's taxonomy places the organism in Eukaryota, Metazoa, Chordata, Actinopteri, Salmoniformes, Salmonidae. Bases 239 to 5029 code for a protein of 1596 amino acids. Gene Ontology annotation, biological process: retrograde vesicle-mediated transport, Golgi to endoplasmic reticulum; endoplasmic reticulum to Golgi vesicle-mediated transport; intra-Golgi vesicle-mediated transport. The record is from RefSeq and is a predicted model, not a curated record.